UAGUUCCUGAAAUCUGUUCUUACCUGACGACUGAAAAUGAAGAGCAAUUUCGGCAUAUUUUUGGCGGUACUGGUGCUGCUGGCGAUCAGCUGUGCAAACGCCCAAGGUGGCGGCGGCGGUGCUGGUGGUGAGGCCGGCGCCGGGGCGAGCGCUGGCAUGAGCAUAGGCGCGGGCGCGAAAGGCGGCGCAGGCGGUGGUGCCGAUGGCGAAGGUGGCGCUGAUGGCGGCGCCGGUUUCGGUGCGGGUUUCAGUUUCGGUGCUGGUGCCGGCGGUAAGGGUGGCGCCGGUGCAGGUGGGCGCUAACCACGGAAACUUACACCUGGAAAUACUGAUUGUUGUACAUAGAUAAAUGCAAAUGUAAAUAAAUGUGUGUAGCAAAUCCGGAAA
Molecule: messenger RNA, 387 nt
Organism: Bactrocera tryoni
Lineage: Eukaryota; Metazoa; Arthropoda; Insecta; Diptera; Tephritidae
Product: glycine-rich cell wall structural protein-like
Exons: 2
Coding region: 37-303 (88 amino acids)
Source: RefSeq, a predicted model, not a curated record